GCUGUCUUCUGUUGGCACUCCAUGCCCGGUCUCAAACAUGGACGAGAAGAUUCAUAUAGAUCUGGAGGAUUUCUCCGAGGAGCAGUUCAUGGAGAGCUUCCUGAAAGAGAUUCAGAGUGAAGAAGGCGUCUUCAUCCUCGGGAUAUUAGUGUCUCUAGCGCUCGUGCUGCUCACCAUCGUGUUUUUUGGGAAUUUCUGGGGCUCCAGUAAAGCGAGGACCGCUGUGCUGCUGUUGGGACUCUGUGACUCAGGGAAAACUCUUCUGUUCACCCGAUUAUUGCUAGGGAAGUUUGUAAGAACACAGACGUCCAUCACAGAGAGCAGCGCCACAUACAAGAGCAAAAAUGACAGAGGUGGCAGCUGGACUCUUGUUGAUGUUCCUGGUCAUGAAAGUUUAAGAGUUCAGAUUGUGGAGAAGUACAAGGCCCUGGCUCGAGCAGUUGUGUUUGUGGUGGACAGCAGCGUCUUCCAGAAGGACAUCAGAGACGUGGCUGAGUUUCUCUACUCCAUCCUCACAGACAACGUGGUGGCAAAAAAUGCCCCGACACUUGUGGUAGCCUGCAACAAACAAGAUAUCACUAUGGCGAAAUCAGCUAAAUUAAUUCAGCAGCAGUUGGAGAAGGAGAUGAAUACUCUGAGAGUGACGCGCUCCGCUGCUCUCUCCUCUCAGGACGGGGCUGAUGGGGGAUCUGUGUAUCUGGGGAAGAGAGGCAGAGAUUUCGAGUUCUCUCAGCUGCCCAGUCGAGUGGAGUUCAUCGAGUGCAGCGCACGAGGAAGUAAAGAAGAUGGAGAUGCUGACAUCGAAGCUCUGGAGAAGUGCCUGGCCAAGCUCUGACGAGCUCAAAUCUCCACAACUAGAAUCAAGAUCACUCAGAAACUCAUGUAGAGCAGCUUCUCUGGAUUUUUUUUCUUUCUUCAGUGUUGUACCAAUCCAGGAGUAUACAGCAUGUCCUACAGAUACAGCACACUGAAAGUUAAACCACAAUCAAUGUAUUCGGUAUGAAACGGAAUGGCAUUUCUGUUGGCCUUAGUGUUUUCACUUUUUGAGUUCAAACUGGAGCCAGGUCAACAUUGUACUUCUAUUCAACUGUGUUGUAUAUUGUUUCGCUAGAAGCAAGUGUGAGUGUAAAUUAUAUUAAAGAUGGCUAAAUGA
Molecule: messenger RNA, 1153 nt
Organism: Carassius auratus (goldfish)
Lineage: Eukaryota; Metazoa; Chordata; Actinopteri; Cypriniformes; Cyprinidae
Product: signal recognition particle receptor subunit beta-like
Exons: 7
Coding region: 38-835 (265 amino acids)
Molecular function (GO): GTP binding
Source: RefSeq, a predicted model, not a curated record